This is a messenger RNA of Pteronotus mesoamericanus, 1341 nucleotides long. It is a transcript of the gene CCDC85B, whose product is annotated as coiled-coil domain containing 85B. The transcript has 2 exons. Gene Ontology annotation, biological process: negative regulation of DNA-templated transcription. Gene Ontology annotation, cellular component: nucleus. The coding region runs from base 162 to 770 and encodes 202 amino acids. The record is from RefSeq and is a predicted model, not a curated record. Lineage: Eukaryota; Metazoa; Chordata; Mammalia; Chiroptera; Mormoopidae.
CCUGCCGCGUGCCCACCCCCGCGCGGCUGCUGCAGCCUACGCUAGCCGGCCACAGCCUCCCGCGGGCGGAGCUGGGUCUUGAGCCUGAGCCGCUCGGGGCUCGACGUGGGGCACCUGGACCGCGGCGGCGGGCAGGCGAUGCUCCAGAGACCUGAGCAAUCAUGGAGGCCGAUGCGGGCGGCCUGGAGGAGCUGACGGACGAGGAGAUGGCGGCGCUGGGCAAGGAAGAACUGGUGCGGCGCCUGCGGCGGGAGGAGGCAGCGCGCCUGGCGGCUCUGGUGCAGCGCGGCCGCCUUAUGCAGGAGGUGAAUCGACAGCUGCAGGGUCACCUAGGCGAGAUCCGCGAGCUCAAGCAGCUCAACCGGCGCCUGCAGGCCGAGAAUCGUGAGCUGCGCGACCUCUGCUGCUUCCUGGACUCGGAGCGCCAGCGCGGGCGGCGCGCCGCACGCCAGUGGCAGCUCUUUGGGACCCAGGCAUCCCGGGCUGUGCGUGAGGACCUGGGCGGUUGUUGGCAGAAGCUGGCCGAACUGGAGGGCCGCCAGGAAGAGCUGCUGAGGGAAAAUCUAGCGCUUAAGGAGCUCUGCCUGGCGCUGGGCGAGGAGUGGGGCCCCCGCGGCAGUCCCGGUGGCGUGGGGGGCUCAGGCGCCGGGCCAACCCCCGAGCUCGCCUUGCCUCCCUGCGGGCCCCGCGACUUGGGCGAUGGAAGCUCCAGCACCGGCAGCGUGGGUAGUCCUGAUCAGUUGCCCCUGGCUUGCUCUCCAGAUGACUGAGGGCUAAGCUUCCUUCGCGCCGACGCCCGCCCGGAUAGCUCCCCAAGCGCCAGGAUUGCGGUGGACCUCGGGACCUGGAAGCCGCUCAGCUGCACACGAGGGGCCGCUGGCGUGGAUUUAAGACACCCUAGCAUUGAGGAGGGCCCCUUGCUCUCGCUGGCGGGGCAAGAGGGGACUGGAAGCUGGAGCGGAGGGACUUGCAGGGGGCUGGGUGGCGGUUAAUAAACUGGGACGGAAGCAGACCCCAUGGGCAGCGUCUGUUUGGGACUCGCCGGGAUUAGGACAAGGGCGGGGACAUCGAGAUGGGGUAUCAUGGCCCUCCGGAGCGGCUGCAGAACUAAGGUGUCUGAUCCUCCCCCAUUACUCGAGACUGGGGAGGGAUAUGGGACCGUGCUUGUCGGUUUCCUGUAGGGAGAAGGUCAGGAGAGGAGUCAAGAAGCUGAGGUCCUAAUACGGCGACGCCUUCCCAAUGGUGGUGGUGAUUGGGCGGUUGGGAGUAGGGUGACUGAGGAGUCUCCAGCAAGUCUGGACUACAAUUCCCAUGAGCCCUUGGGAGAAGACGUGUAGGAUU